Molecule: messenger RNA, 3681 nt
Organism: Dermatophagoides farinae (American house dust mite)
Lineage: Eukaryota; Metazoa; Arthropoda; Arachnida; Sarcoptiformes; Pyroglyphidae
Source: RefSeq, a predicted model, not a curated record
UUUUAUUUGUUAUUGCAUGCCGUUUCUCUCUCUCUUUCAUUCCAAUCAAAUGUUUGAAGAUAACGAAUGAAAAAAAAAAAUCUUGUUUCGUCUUGUCUGGUGGGAUCUUUCAUGUUCUCUUCAUCGACUGAAUCAUCAUCAAGUUGAUCAUCAACUUUCGGUGUUUCUGGUGGUCACAACAACAACACAAACACACACACACGUAAACAUAAUCGACCACAAAAACUACCAAAUAUGCGUUGGUGGUGAUGGUGAGCCUAAUAUUAUUCCAACAAACAUAUAUCGUUUCGAUGUUUAUUUUGAACAUGAUCCAUAAACUCUAUUGAUCAAAUCAUAGUAUAUGUGUAGUGGUCAUGAGUUGAUGUCGAUCAUACCAGGGGACAAUUCAAUUCAUUCAUUUUUUGAUUUAUGAAUCCCCAAUUGUAAUUCCACUUGAAGAAUAAAGUCCUGAUCAAUCAUGUUCCAAAUAAAAAUCUUAAUAAUAAUGAAAUGAUGACCAUAUACAGACAUAAUGAUGUGUCUAUAAUCUGGCCGAUUAAAUAUUAGCCGUUACUUCAUUUCUCUCUCUCUCUCACACACACGCACAAGAUUUGGCGCCCGUGUGCAAAUAAUUCUCAUUUUUGUUUAUCUCUCAAUUGUUCCAACCAUAUCCUAUUGGCGAUGAUGAUGAAAAGAUAUCCUUGCUGUAGGAUAAUACAUCGAUUAUUUAGCCAUUUCGAUAUGUUUGUGUUUGUGAUUUAUCAUCGAUGAAAUGUUUUUUAAAUACAAUUCUCAAUACACAGAACAAAGAUAAUAAGACAUUCAUUUCAUGUAUGAUACUCGUUUAUUCUCCAAAUCUAUAUUGCCUUGAUCCAAUAAUCAUCGUCUUAUGCUUAAUCAAUCAAUCAAAUAAGAUCUGAAACAACAAAGUCCAACUACAUUUAUCAACGUAUUGUUGAUUAUUAUAAUGUAUACAGCCAACAAAAUCAAAUCCAAUCCUCCGUUAAAUUGAUGAUUUUCUAUAGUUAAUCAGUGAAUUACGCAUUUUUUUUUCGGUGUGACAAAAUAUCCAUUUUUACUUUGCUGAAUUUAUAAUCAUCGUGUUAUUGGGACAAAUCAAUUUUUCUCAAAAUUCAAAUGGUGGCCGUUAAUUCGAAUGGCUAGCUGGUUGGCUAACCUCAAGUGAUUAAUUAAACAACUUUGGAUUGAGCCAACUUUAUUUUUUUUCUGGAUUGAUAGCCAAGUGAUGUAAUUCGACUAUCAAACUACGUUUUAUUUUCUUGUGUUAGAAAUCUUAACGAAAGAAAAAAACCCACUCUUGUGAUUUGAUUGUCAGAAAGACAAUCGUUUUGUUGUUUUCAUUUUUGAAAUUCUGCAUACUUGAUAAUCAUGUCUGCCCCGCCACCACCGCCACCACCACCUUCAUCAUUAUCAUCAUCAUCAUCAUCGAAAUCAUCGGGAGGACGGGCAGCAUUAUUGGCCGAUAUUCGUUCUGGAACACGAUUAAAAAAGGCAACAACGAAUGAUCGUAGUGCACCGAUUGUAUCGAAUAAGUCAUCAUCAUCGCCAACAACAUCGGGAUCGAAUGUCAAUCAUACAUCUCCAUCAUCUGGUGGUACAGUAGCAGCACCAGUAGGAGGAGGAACAGCACAACUUGGUCUUGGUGGUCUUUUCGCAAAUGGAAUGCCAAAAUUAAGAUCAACUGGCUCAAGGUUAUUGCCAUCUCAACAACAAACAUCUUCUUCGGUUACAUCAACAACUAAACGAACAUCGCCACCAAAAAGUUCGUCAUAUAUUGCUCAACAACAACAACGACAACAGAUUGAUUCGAGUCAUAACAAAUCAUACACUUCGUCAUAUGGAAAACAACAUUCAUCUAGUCCUAAAAAUGCAAUAGGCGAUAAUUCAAAUCUAGCUCAAACAAAAAAACGUUUAGAAUCACAUUUUGGUGCCGUCAAUUCAAAUUCAAAACCACAAUCAUCAUCGUUACAUAGUAAAAGUAUACAAUCUUUGUGUACGGUCACAUCUUCCUGUUCGAACGAAUCAACAAUCGAACGCUCUGAAUCUGGAUCAUCAUCGCCCACAUCAUCAUCAUCAUCAUCAUUAUCGAAUAACGUAACAACAUCAUAUCGACGAAGACAUAGUCCGGUGAAUAAUACAACUGGUACAGGAAAACCUACACCACCACAAAAAUAUUAUACAUUGAAUCCGAAAGGUAAAUCGUCACGCAAUUAUUCUUCCGAUAUGCCUGCACAUAAAGGUCAAGCACCACCACCACCAGUACCGACGCAAAAACCGACAACAUCCGUGUCGACAUCAAAUUUGCAUCGGUCAAAUUCACGGCCAUCGGUUUCAUCGGCAAAACCAAAACCGCCUAGUGUGAAACCCCCACCACCUCCUAAACAAAGUGAAUUGAGCUCAAAAAUUCAACAACAAAAAGAGUCAUCAUCGACGACAACGAUGAAUAAAAUGACCAAUUCAAGGCCACCAAGUGGUGAACAAAAUCGAUCUGCUUUGCAUCAUUUUAUGCAAACACAAUUAUCAAAUACGCUUAACACCAAUCAGAAUUCUGUCACUACAACAGCAGUACCAAAACCACCUGCUCCACCAAGAAAUACAAGCAAUCCAAAUCUGAAUCAAAGUCCCGUUGUUACAACAACUUCGACGACUCCAAGACCUGCACAAUCGGUGAAUCAUAUUAGUGGAAGUGGAAAUGGAAAUAAAUCAAUACGGCCACCGCUCUGCCCACCACCACCACCUCCAAAUCGACAAUCAAGUGUUGCAACCAACAAGACUACGUUAACAACUGCAGCAACACCAACAAAUCAACGAUCGAUAUCGAGUUUACAUCCCCAUAACAAACCGGCACCACCUACGCCAUUACAAUUAGUCUUGCCUAAUAAUUCAACUUCGACACUGGUGGAUGGUGGUGUUCUACCUUUAAAUCAAACAGAUCAUUUGCCGCCACCACCACCACCAAUUCGUAAUGCGUCGAUGACCAAUAGUCGAGCCGAUACGUUUCAACAACGUUUUUCUGAUAAAUUUCGUGAUUUAUCUCUGUUGCCAGCACCAUUACCGUUUCGGAAUACGAUGCCAAAAAUUUAUCCCAGUCAAAUGAACAAUAAGAAUCGUCGUCGUGAACCACCACCACCACCGCCACCUAAUCAACAUGUACAGACAACAAAUGGUCCACAACCACCGCCAUUCAUAUCGGCCGGUGGUCCAAUGGAUGGUCGUUUCCAUAUCCGAAUCGAUAGACAAGUGAAUAACUAUUGAUCGAUUGUUGCCAGGAAAAUCUUUUUUUUUCAUCAUUUUGUAAUCUCAACAUACAUGUGAUUAUCAUUUAGGUUUCAGCCAUUUGGUUUGUUUUUCAUUUUCAGUUGUGAUCAAAUAUCCAAAACAAUAAUGUUACUGCAAAAGGGACCUUGUCAUUUAUGAUGGCGUAAUCUUAUAUUAUGAAACUGGAUAUGAGCAAUAUAAUUUUCAUAGGAAAUGUAAAUAUAUUAUAUGCUUGUGUGUGAGAGAGAGAGAGUGAAACAAUGUUUUCACUACGAAUACAAUUAUUUAUACCUGGAUUUUUUUUCAUUUCAAUUUUGUCAAUACACAAAAAAUAAUUAUUGAUUGAUUGAUAAUUUGUUACUUGUUUUUUUCGAAUAAAAGAAUGUGAAUUCUUGGAUCAAUCAUUGGAUUGAUUCUACUUUA